Molecule: messenger RNA, 3206 nt
Organism: Fundulus heteroclitus (mummichog)
Lineage: Eukaryota; Metazoa; Chordata; Actinopteri; Cyprinodontiformes; Fundulidae
Gene: dlc
Product: deltaC
Exons: 10
Coding region: 202-2274 (690 amino acids)
Biological process (GO): establishment or maintenance of epithelial cell apical/basal polarity; multicellular organism development; heterophilic cell-cell adhesion
Cellular component (GO): plasma membrane; protein-containing complex
Molecular function (GO): Notch binding; calcium ion binding
Source: RefSeq, a predicted model, not a curated record
GAGAACCCAGCUGCCGCAGUCCAGAGUUCAAACAGCCUCAGUUCGGUUCCCUCCCGCAGACAGAACACUUCAGACCUGUAACCGGGUUCUCCUCACGCAGCCGUGCGGGUUUCGUCUCUUCUCGGAGUUUUCCGCAGACUUUUCGGCGCAGUUCGGAUUUUACGUGCAGAUAACCGAGCACCGGGUCCGCGGCGCUGCGACAUGGCGCGUUGGUUCCUGCCGUGGCUCCUGCUGGUGGUGUCGGCGCAGACGGUUCUUCCGCAGCCCGACACCAGAGCGGUCUUCGAGCUGAAGGUCCACUCCUUCAGCAGCGGCCGCAGCAUCUGCCGCCCGUCCCGGGACUGCCGCAUCUUUUUCCGCAUGUGCCUCAAACAUUCGCAGAACGUUAUAGACCCGGAGCCGCCGUGCACGUACGGGAACGCGAGCACCGAGGCUCUGAGCGCAGACCCCAGCUCCAUCUCCGAGAGCGCGCCCAUGAAGGUGAACGUCUCCUUUAAGUGGCCGGGUUCCUUCUCUCUGAUCCUGGAGGCAUGGAUCACAGACUCCUCGGGAUCAAAGUCCACAGGGGACCAGGACAACCUCCUGAGCCGGGUGGCGAGCCUCGGCAGGCAGACGGUGGGGCAGCAGUGGUCCCAGCAGGUGCACCAGGACAACCAGAGCCAGCUGGGCUUCUCCUACCGGGUGGUCUGCAUCAACAACUACCACGGAGAGGACUGCUCCUCCUUAUGCCGGCCCCGCAACGACACCUUCGGCCACUACCACUGCGACGCCGACGGCAGACGCCACUGCAUGGAGGGCUGGAGCGGCCAGUACUGCACGGACCCCAUCUGUGCAGGAGGCUGCGGCGAGGACCGCGGCUUCUGCGAGUCGCCCGGAAGGUGCAAGUGCCACGAGGGCUGGGAGGGGAACCGCUGCGACACCUGCAAGCGGCACCCGGGCUGCCUCCACGGCACCUGCCUGCAGCCCUGGCAGUGCAACUGCAAGGAGGGCUGGGGGGGCCUGUACUGCGACCAAGACCUGAACUACUGCACCAACCACCGGCCGUGCCAGAACCGGGCCUCCUGCACCAACACCGGCGAGGGAAGCUACACCUGCGCCUGCCGGCCCGGGUUCUCCGGCAUGAACUGCGAGGUGGAGACCAACGAGUGCGACAGCAACCCCUGCAGGAACGGAGGAAGCUGCAAAGACUUGUUGAACGGUUAUUCCUGCGCCUGCCCUCAGGGCUUCUACGGGACCGAGUGCCAGAUCAGCGCCAUGAGGUGCGCAGACGGGCCGUGCUUCAACGGGGGAACCUGCCAGGAGGCCGACACCGGCGGCUACAGCUGCCGCUGCCCGGCCGGCUUCACCGGCUCCAACUGCGAGAAGCGGAUGGACCGAUGCAGCAGCAGCCCCUGCGCUAACGGGGCCCAGUGUCGGGACCUGGGCAGCCGGCUGGUGUGCCGGUGCCGGCCGGGUUUCACCGGUCCUCUCUGCGAGACCAACAUCGACGACUGCGCCAGCAACCCCUGCCUCAACGCCGGCACGUGCACGGACGGCGUCGGUGGCUUCAGCUGCACGUGCACGCUGGGCUUCUCCGGCAAGGACUGCUCGGUGCGCAGCAGUCCGUGCGACUUCGUGCCCUGCAGCAACGGCGGCACGUGCUACGCCCACUUCACGGGCCCCGUGUGCCGCUGUCCCCCGGGCUUCGUGGGCGAGCGCUGUGAGUACUCCCUCAGCCCUCCUACCGCGAGGCCUCCUGCAGGAGGAGACUCGUCACCGGCGCUGAUCGCAGCCAUCGCGCUCGGCCUGAUGACGCUGUCGCUGCUGCUGUGCGCCGCCGUUCACGUCCUGCGUCAGCUCCGCCGGGGAAGAAAGCUGGCGGCCAUCUCCAGGUCCGUCAAGAACGACCUGGAGACGGUGAACAACCGCAACGCCGUGAUCGGCGGCGGCGGCCCCAACAACGGGGGUGUGGUGGGAGCGCCGCUGGGCGGCCUGAAGGAGAGGGAGGCCUUCCUGCUCCCUGGAGGUCCCUGUAAGGUGUCCAACAAGGACGCCGCCCUGGCAGAGAAGAGCGGCGACAACGUGUCCAUGUUUAAAAACAAAAUGGCCGACUGUAACCUGGCCAAGGAGGAGCGGCGCCUGGAGAAGAACAAGUUUGACCCAAUCAGCCAGAAGCACGACUCGUCCGCCAUCGUCCCGCCUCUGAGCUUGGCCAAGGACGGGCUGUACCACCCGCUCUUCAUCAUCCCCGAGCCCACGGAGCAGAGCGUGUUUGCCACAGAGGUACAACUUUGAGUUUUCAGACCACCAGCGGAGCAGCUUUCCUGCUGGAGGGCCUGAAACCUUUCUGUCCUGGACAGAACCACCAGAGGAUCUAUACUACACACAAGCUUUUAUUUAAUAUUUAUUACUGCUGCUCGAUGGAAACAGACACACAACAUAAAGACUUAUUCUGCUUCGAUAGUGACAAUGUUCGGAUGGCAAUGAGAGAAGAAGAAAAACUGAAUGUCCCGCGCCAUUUGCACUAUUUAUCUUUUUUAUACUUUAAACUCCUAAUUUAACUUUCUUUGCUUUCUUUGAACAUGAAAAAAUAUGAGUUUUUCAACCAGACGAUCCUGUUUGGCGAGAACAAUCCGGUAAUCUCCUCCGCUGCAGGAGCUGAAACUGCGUGAACAGUUUAGACUUUUUAACACGCCGUGUGCCUGAAAGCUGCAGAGUUUGGUAGACUCUGAACGUUUUACUCUCACCACGUCAUCGUGUUGCUUUCCUCUGGAGGCGGUUAUCACGCCGUGUCCUUCUGGAAAAGCACCAACGCUGACCUCACAAUCACCGUCCCAACCAGAAAACUUGGAAGUGCCUCGUUAAAAAAGCAGCUAACGGACGUAAAGCGGCAGAACUGCAGCUUAGUAAAAACUGGAUUUACUUUGACCUGUAACUCUCCGUGGUAACCCCACCAAAGAUCCAUCAGACCUGAGAAGUCCUACUGGACUGUAAGCUUCUCCAGGUCUUCCUCUCCAGAUGUCAUUCCAGCUCGCCCAGAUUGGACAAUCUCUGAACGCAUGGACAGACAAUCAAAGACGUGCUGAGAAUACCAAGAAGUCACAGAAAGUCCUGUCAGGACGGGAGUGCUGCGCUCCGUUUUUCUUCCAGUGGUCAUUCCAGGUCUUCUGCCACUCGUGCUCCUGAUUGUUGAAAAAUACCAACAAUCAGGAACCAGAGGAACCAGA